This is a messenger RNA of Polyodon spathula (Mississippi paddlefish), 4239 nucleotides long. Its product is annotated as tyrosine-protein kinase SRK2-like. Gene Ontology annotation, cellular component: extrinsic component of cytoplasmic side of plasma membrane. The transcript is spliced from 8 exons. Gene Ontology annotation, molecular function: ATP binding; signaling receptor binding; non-membrane spanning protein tyrosine kinase activity. NCBI's taxonomy places the organism in Eukaryota, Metazoa, Chordata, Actinopteri, Acipenseriformes, Polyodontidae. Bases 373 to 1923 code for a protein of 516 amino acids. The record is from RefSeq and is a predicted model, not a curated record. Gene Ontology annotation, biological process: protein phosphorylation; cell surface receptor protein tyrosine kinase signaling pathway; cell differentiation.
UCUUGCUCAAAAAGCUUUGACAAAAACACAACUACCAGGAAAUGCAUAUCCAUAGUUGGAACCAGGAAAACAUUCGUCUUUUUUUGAAUGUCAGGUACUGUUCAUACAAGGGGCGUGUUUGCGAUAAGAAUACUGUUUGAUUUACACAGCGUACUUAGUUGUGAAGUUUAUUUUUUCAGCAGAUCGCGCUCACAGGUGACAAAGCAAUGGACAGAGCAAAGUCAGUAGCAGAUACAAACCGAAACAGAGGUUACACUGGCUUAUUGUGAAAAUGGACGCAAUUCUUAGAUUAAUGUAUACGUUUUUUCUAUACGUUUAACUUGUUUUUAUGUUAUGUGUAUCGCCUAGGGGUCAGGUUCACGGUGAGUAACCAUGGGUAAUAUUAAUUUGAAACAAACAUGUCCCUGUUUGCUGAACCGCUGCCCUUGCCUAUUUAGAGAAACGAGAUACGAAGAAAGUGAAGUUGACAACAAUACGUGUGGUAUAUCAACUAAUACCCUAGCGACAAAAGCUUUGCCACCCUUACCCCCACCAGACCCAAGCCGCUGCUUUGUAGCCCUGUUUGACUACAAGGCUAGGACCGAGGAAGACCUGAGUUUCAACGAAGGGGACAAGCUAGAAGUGCUGAACUCCGGUACUGGUGAUUGGUGGCUGGCCAGAGCACUGAAGGAGACGUCUGAGAAGAAAGAAGGAUAUAUUCCUGCCAAUUAUGUUGCGCCCAUUGAAAGCAUUGAAUCUGCACCAUGGUUCUUUGGAGGAAUAAAACGAGCUGAUGCAGAAAAAGUGCUCCUGUCGCUAGGAAAUGGAACUGGCACUUUCCUUAUUCGAGAGAGUGAAACUCAGAAAGGAGACUAUUCACUAUCAAUUUUGGAUAAUUCCAUUGUGAAGCACUACAAAAUACGGAAGCGGGAUGUUGGGGGUUAUUUUAUAGCUAAAACAAAAGCAUUUACCACAUUAAGGGAGCUUGUAGAGCACUACUCAACCACUGUGGACGGCCUCUGUGUGAAGCUUGGAUCACCAUGCAGGAAGCUGGAGAUUCCCCAGACCCAUGGUUUGUCCUACAACACAGUAGACCAUUGGGAAAUUCCCCGUUCUUCUGUGAAGCUACUCACAAAAUUGGGAUCUGGUCAGUUCGGGGAUGUGCAUGAAGGACUGUGGAAUGAGACUACACCUGUUGCAGUGAAAACACUGAAGCCAGGGACUAUGGACCCCAAGGACUUCCUUAGAGAGGCACAGAUUAUGAAGAAGCUGAUACACCCCAAGCUUAUCCAGCUGUACGCUGUUUGCACUUUACAGGAGCCAAUUUACAUCAUCACAGAGCUGAUGAAAAACGGAAGCCUACUGGAAUACCUUCAGAAGGAUGGAGGGAGGCAGCUCCGUAUUUCUGACCAGAUAGAAGAGGCUGCUCAAGUGGCUGCAGGAAUGGCUUACCUAGAAUCCCAGAACUAUAUCCACAGGGAUUUGGCUGCCAGAAACGUUCUAGUUGGUGAAAAUAACAUCUGCAAAGUAGCUGACUUUGGACUUGCCAGAGUAUUCAUGGCGGAGAAUGAAGGAGUAUAUGAGGCUAAAAUUGGAACUAAAUUCCCUGUGAAAUGGACGGCACCGGAAGCAAUCAAUUUAAACAAGUUUUCUAUCAAAUCUGAUGUGUGGUCCUUUGGAAUCCUACUGUAUGAAAUAGUGACCUUCGCAAAGAUGCCUUAUGCUGGCCUGACAAACUACCAGGUGAUCCAGGAGCUGGCCAAGGGGUACAGGAUGCCCUGCCCCCCUGGCUGUCCCCCGCAGCUUUAUGAGAUCAUGAUUGAGUGCUGGAAAGAUGAUGCGAAUGAAAGGCCCACAUUUGAAACGCUGCAGUGGAAACUUGAAGACUUUUUUGAUUUAGAUGCCACGUCCUACCAAGAUGCUUCUGCUUACUAUGGAAAAUAACUUAAGGAAUUGUAUAACCCCCAUGUAAAUUCACUUAGAAAAAGUCAACCACUGUAAUUUUGACCAUAGUAAAUUUGCACUGUAAUUUAUGCAAUUUACUGCUGUUUCCCAGUGCCACCCAAUACUCAAAUGUAUGUAUUCACCUAGGAUUUAGUCUGUAAUAUAAACUGCUAUAAAUACUAGCUGUUUAUAUCCAUUGACCAGAAUGGGAAACAUGACAUAAAUACCAUUAAGCACAGGGCACUGUUGAAGCAACUCGUUUUGUAUCACAUUUUUAAUCAGUUUUCACCAAUUUGCUUAAAAUUGUUUUUGCUUGAACUCACACAGCUAAAAUGGUAGAAAAGGUCCCCUGAAAAAUUGCCUUAUGUUUCAUGAGUUUUAAGGUACUAGAUUUUAAUAUUGGAAAGAAAGGAGUAUGAUACAUGAAUUGGUCACAUUUUUUAAAUCCAAUGCUGAAUUCUAUGUAAUCCACUUUUAAAGCUGAAAUUUUAGACUGUGACUUUUGCCGAUGAGCAUUUUUUGAUUUGUAGUAAAUAUUUGUAUUCAUGCUAAUUUAGAUAUCACUAGUGUGUUAUACAUAAAUUUUUGUAUUGAUGUAUGUUCAUUGAUCUGCUACUGUUUAAAGGUAGACUGAUUCGCCUGCAGGCUGGACCUACACAAAGAUUUAUACCUCAAACCAACCUCAUUCAUCUGUUGUAAAACCUUGCUGAUUCUAGGUUAUCUGCUUGUUUGAAUGAUAUUGUCAUUUGAAUGACUAAAACUUUCUCUUUGAAUUCCAAAAAGUCUGAAAUUAUUUUGGUAGGCACUAGGAAACAACGUCAAACUACAUCACAAUCCCCGAUUUGUGGUCAUAUCAUUGUUGUAUCCACAUCAGCCAGGAAUCUGGGAGUAAUCUUACAUUCUGCUCUUGGUUUUGAGGCUGAUGUUUCGUCGGUGGUUAAGUCUUCUUCCUACCACUUGCAAAACAUCGCUAGAGUUCGCUGUUACCUUAUACAAAAGGAUGCUGAGAUUCUAAUCCAUGCUUUAGUAACAUUGCGUAUUGAUUACUGUAAUGCAUUGCUGAUUGGGCUGCCUUCUCACCUGGUGAACCGGUUACAACUGGUCCAAAAUGCAGCUGCACGAAUAUUGACUGGUAUAAAAAGGACUGAGCUUAUUACACCUGUUGGAAAAUUUACACUGGCUGCCCGUCAAGUUUCAUAUUACAUUUAAAAUCCUACUCUUGACUUGUAAGGCUGUUUGCGGAAUAGGGCCUACAUGUUUGUAUGAAUUGCCUCAUCCCUAUAUCCCUAGACGUCAGCUAAGUGUUAUGUUGCUGACCAUUCCCUUAUUCAGGUAGGUCACUCUGGGAGGUCAAAGUUUUUCUACUUAUGCUCCCUCCUUCUGGAAUUCCCUGCCACCAGUUGUCAGAAACUCUGACACUGGAAGAAUUUAAAUCUUUAUUAAGUACUUAGUAAUGACUUUUUUUCCAAGCUUAUGGAAAAUAAAUCUUCUAUAUUUUAAUUGUUAAUAUUUGUAUUGUUGUAAUGCUUGAUACUAUAAUUACAUUUUUUGAUUGUUUUGCUAAGCACUUUGGGAUGGCUUGCCAUGAAAGGCACUAUAUAAAAAUGAAAUGAUUGACAAAGUUAUUGAUAAGGAGAUCCCAUUUUUUCAUUUGUUUACAGCCUGCUUUACAUUUAUAACCUCACCCAGAAGCAUGCUCAUUCCAUUCACAGAUUUACAAUAAAAAGAUGGUUUGAAUGAGAGAGGAGACGUGCAAGUGUCUGCAUCUGGGUAUGUAAAUAGCAAAUGGGGGUGCAAUGAAGGCUACACCAUUGCUGGGGUACAAUGAAGAUGUUUCGCCAGUAAUUCUUCAUUGAGAGUAAAGUAAUGGCAUUGAGGGUACCACAUGUAACACCUGUUAAAAAUGUGUGUAUGUAUUUUAUUUUUCCCUCUUCCUUCUCUUGCCUGUACUGUUUCAUUUGAUCAAUGCAUAGAAGCCAAUGUGGUUCAGCGCAUGCAUUUCUGUUUAUCUGUACAGCUGGUGCGUGAGCUGCUGUGUACUGUCUAAUGAACAUGAACAACUUGUGUUGCCUGCAUUACUGUGUAUGAUCAAGCAAAUGUAUCUUUGUCUUUUCCCGGGCUGAGCAUACUGUGACUGCCCCCACGCAACCCCCCUAUUCUCCUUUUUCGCUGGGUUUUAAUAGAAUGUUGCCUGUGUUUUUGUGGUCCAAUAAUUAAUAGGUAUGAAGUACAUUUUACAUAAUCAAAUCGGAACCCAGUGCCCAGGGAUAGCAACCAUUGCCUGGGAUGUUAAUAAAAACGUAACUUUUAACUUUU